This is a messenger RNA of Hansenula ciferrii, 1473 nucleotides long. RefSeq names its product pyridoxal phosphate-dependent decarboxylase family protein (gene GAD2). Lineage: Eukaryota; Fungi; Ascomycota; Saccharomycetes; Phaffomycetales; Wickerhamomycetaceae. Gene Ontology annotation, molecular function: carboxy-lyase activity; pyridoxal phosphate binding. Bases 1 to 1473 code for a protein of 490 amino acids. Gene Ontology annotation, cellular component: cytoplasm. The transcript has a single exon. Gene Ontology annotation, biological process: carboxylic acid metabolic process. The record is from RefSeq and is a predicted model, not a curated record.
AUGCCAAAGAUUGCUAGUAAAUUAGAGUUGAACAGGGUACAGGAGCUGGAUUACCUUUUAACUCAACUCAAACCUUUAAUACUCAACCAUAUAUCAAAUGCAUCCAAUCCAGAAUCAAGAGUUGGACCUAGAAUUUCUCCUUUAGAGUUAACAAAGCUUGUUAAAUUAGACACACCAUCUAAGGGUUCCGGUAAAGAAGGCGUUUAUGACUUGUUUGACACUGUGUUAAAAAAUUCAGUUGUUACAUGGCAUCCUGGGUUUCUAGAUAAGUUAUAUGCUUCAACUAAUCCAAUAGGUGUGGUUUCAGAUUUAUUAUUAAGUCUGUUAAAUACUAAUAGUCAUGUCUAUACAGUAUCACCUGUUUUAACUUUAAUUGAAAAAAAAGUUUCUAAAUCAUAUGCAAACUUAUUUGGUUUCACUGGUCAAUAUGCUGGUGGUUUAACAUUUUCAGGUGGUUCAUGGUCAAAUAUUACAAGUUUACAAAUCGCAAGAUCUAUAUUAUUCCCACAAACUAAAGCAGAAGGUAAUGGAAAUUAUAAAUUUGCUCUUUUUGCAUCAAAACAUUCGCAUUACUCUGUUGAAAAAGCUGCAAUUUUAUUAGGUUUAGGUGCAAAUAAUAUAUUUGAUGUUGAAGUCGAUGCUGCUGGUGUUUUAAAUGUUCAGGACUUGGAGAACAAAAUCAUAGAGAGUAAAGAAAAGGGUUUCACUCCUUUAUACAUAAAUUCUACAGCUGGUACUACUGUUUUUGGAUCGUUUGACCCAUUUGAUGAAAUUAGCGCAAUUGCUAAGAAAUAUGGUAUCUGGUUUCAUAUUGAUGGUUCAUGGGGUGGUAAUGUUGUUUUCAGUGAAAAAUAUAAGCAUAAAUUAAAAGGUGCAGAAAAAGCUGAUUCUAUAACUGCAAAUCCACAUAAAUUAUUAGGUGUUCCAACUACUUGUUCAUUCCUUUUAUUACCUGAUGAACGUGUUUUCCAAACUGCAAACUCUUUAGAUGCUCCUUAUUUAUUUCACAGUGCUGAAUCUGAUGAUACAUUUUAUGAUUUAGCUGAUGGUACCAUGGGGUGUGGUAGAAGACCGGAUGCUUUAAAAUUAUAUCUGGGUUGGAACUUUUAUGGUAAAGAAGGAUAUGAAGAAAGAAUAAAUCAUGCCUAUGAGAUUACAGGAUAUUUUGCUGAUAAAUUACAAAAUAAUCCAUCUAAAUUUAAAUUAGUAUCAACAAAUCCACCACCUUGUAUGCAAGUUUGCUUUUAUUUCAAUAAAGAUGGGAAAUUUGAUGAUAAGGAACAAAAUUCUAAAAUCACUAGAGAGAUUGUUGCUAAGUUACAUGAAUCUGGUAAAUUUUUGAUUGAUUUUGCUCCAGCUCAUGGUGUAGAUACUGGUGAAUUCUUUAGAGUUGUCUUCGUAAGUCCUAUUGUGAAUAGUGAUAUUGUUGAUGACUUGUAUAGUACAAUCAUAGAAGUUGGUGAGAACUUAUAG